Molecule: messenger RNA, 2985 nt
Organism: Malania oleifera
Lineage: Eukaryota; Viridiplantae; Streptophyta; Magnoliopsida; Santalales; Ximeniaceae
Product: pentatricopeptide repeat-containing protein At4g22760
Exons: 2
Coding region: 203-1933 (576 amino acids)
Biological process (GO): RNA modification
Molecular function (GO): protein binding; RNA binding
Source: RefSeq, a predicted model, not a curated record
GAUAAAUAGGAACAGAAUGGGCUGAAGAGGUUAUCAGAAUGGCUAGCAUUACGCACAAGAUCAAUGGUUUGUCUGAUUUCUGCAUCGUUACAAUCCUUCCAUGAUCUUCCCUUGCAUGGAUGUGGUUAUGUGGAUGCGAAUCCGAAUAGUUCAGACUUCAAACGACGCUCUCUCAUGUUAGUAAACCUUGCCGUUCAUCCAAAUGUUGAUCUCAAAACUAACAGCCCUGCUGUAUAACUCUCGAACUGUGAACCAGGCAAGCCAAAUCCAUGCACAAGUCCUUGUCAAUGGUCUUCACCAGAUCGAGCCCCUAUUGCUCCGCCGGCCGCUUCUCUCUGCAAGCGAUUGUUCUCGAAGUAUUGCACAGUAUGCCCAGUCAAUCCUUCACCAUUUGCAAGAACCUGACGCUGUCUCGUGGGCUUGCAGUAUUCGAAUUCUCUCCCGGCACGGCCAAUUCAAGGAGGCUUAUGCUCUCUAUGCUGAGAUGCAGAGACGUGGACUAACUCCAGGAACAUUUGCUUUAUCUUCUGUUCUUAAGGCAUGUGCUAGGCUUGUGAAUAAGAUUGGUGGGUUUUCAAUUCAUGCCCAGAUUCAUAAAUACGGUUUCUGUGGUGGCGUUUACGUGCAAACUGCUCUUGUGGAUUUGUACUCGAAGUUCGGUGAUAUGGUGGCUGCACAGAUGGUGUUUGAUGAAAUGGGUGAGAGAAAUGUAGUUUCAUGGAACUCAUUGUUAUCUGGGUAUUUGAAAGCUGGAGAGUUGAGUGUAGCUAGAAGGGUUUUUGAUGAGAUUCCGAGGAAAGAUGUUAUCUCCUGGAAUUCAAUGAUUUCUGGGUAUGCGAGCAUAGGUGAUAUGGUGGGGGCAUACUCUCUGUUUGGACAGAUGCCGGAAAGAAAUAUAGCUUCUUGGAAUGCAAUGGUGAGUGGAUACGUGGGCUCUGGGAACAUUGAAUUAGCGCGGAACAUUUUUGAUGCAAUGCCUCAUAGAAACAAUGUUUCUUGGAUUACUAUGAUCUCAGGAUACUCAAAAUGUGGUGACGUUGACUCUGCUCGUGAGCUAUUUGAUCGGAUGGAUGAGAAGGAUCAGCUCACGUGUAAUGCCAUUAUAGCUUGUUAUGCUCAAAACAGCCGCCCAAAGAAGGCCAUUGAGCUAUUCAACAAAAUGCUUGAACCAAAUGGACGCAUUCAACCAGAUAAAAUGACAUUGGUUAGUGUUAUAUCUGCUUGUUCUCAAUUGGGUGAUGUGAGAUUUGGGUCUUGGAUCGAGUCAUAUAUGAGAAAACUUGGAAUUGAAAUCGACAAUCACUUGGCUACUGCUUUAAUUGACUUGUAUGCAAAGAGUGGAGGCAUUGAUAGGGCAUAUGAACUUUUCCAUAACUUGGGAAAAAGGGAUUUGGUUGCUUAUACUGCAAUGAUCUUGGGAUGCGGCAUCAAUGGUAAGGCAACUGAUGCCAUCAAGUUGUUUGAUGAGAUGAUGGAUGCCCAUAUUUGCCCAAAUUUAGUCACCUUCACUGGGCUGUUGACAGCUUAUAACCAUGCAGGCUUGGUUGAAGAAGGCUAUCAUUGCUUUAACUCCAUGAAGAAGUACGGACUUACACCGUCAGCUGAUCAUUAUGGCAUUGUGGUUGAUCUAUUAGGCAGGGCAGGAAGGUUACAGGAAGCACAUCAGCUAAUAAUAAGUAUGCCUAUGCAGCCUCAUGCAGGGGUUUGGGGAGCCUUGCUUCUUGCUUGCAGGUUGCAUAACAAUGUUGAACUUGGAGAGAUUGCAGCAAACCAUUGCUUUGAAUUGGAACCUGAUACAACUGGUUACUGUUCUCUUCUUGCGAAUAUUUAUGCCUCUGUUGGGAGGUGGGAGGAUGCCAAGAGAUUGAGAAAUGUUUUACAAGAAAAAGGAUUUUCGAAGACUCCUGGCUGCAGUUGGAUGGAAACAGCUUGACCCUUCCCUAAUUUGAAAUUGCCAAAACCAUUGUAUAGACCAUAGUUCACAUUGCUAUUAGUUGCUGGAGGACAACUGAUGUGGGAUUCUUCACGCUCCAAAUAAGAUGAGGCAAUGUGGUUGGGAAUGCCUUGUAGAUGAGCAACUCUACUCAUGUCCCGAAAUGUGGAUGCAUCUUCCCAAGGUGGAAGAGCCAAUCCAGGCUAUAGAUCUGAGCUCUGCCGUAUGUUCUUCAACAUCUCCAUGGCUUGUACCACUAGAAAUAUCCGUCUCAUGCCUAGUUCAACAUUUUGUUUAUCAAUGGGAAGAAUCCACAGGAAAUGUGAACCCUACAAACCCCCUCAAUUAGUUGCCUGCCUUAAAAAAAAACCCGUCAGUAACUCGAGCAUUAGAGAGUUCUUCUGAAGCCCCCACCUCCUGUCACCCUCUUUAUCUUGCAAGCCACCAUGGACCUGCUCAAGUCCCUCGCAGCUGGAAUCAGCAUCAAAUUAGUUUGAUCUUCAAUGGACGUUGGAUUUUUUAUCACGACAAAUUACUGGUGGGACCUGCUCAAGUCCCGCCUCCUGUCACCCUCUUUCAAUUUCUGAUCUUCAACGGACGUUGGGUUUUUGCUCGAUUAGUUUGGAUUGCAGUCGCACAUUGAGGGGCUUCUGGGAGGGCUGAUCACGACAAAUUACUGGGACCUGCUCAAGUCCCACCUCCUUUCACCCUCUUUAAAUUUCUGGUCUUCAAUGGACGUUGGAUUUUUGCUCGAUUAGUUUGGAUUGCAGUCGCAUAUUGAGGGGCUUCUGGGAGGGCUGAUCACGACAAAUUACUGGGACAAACCUCGUAUAUUAUGUACUCAAAAGUUCCGGCUGCUGUGAGCAAGGGCCUGUUUGUGAGAAAAAGUUUUUUUUUUUUUUUUUUUUUUUUGUUUUAAAGAAUUAAAAUAUGUCAAACUCUUUCUAGUUUUUUAAUAUUUAUGUAGAAAUACUGAAAAAUUAAGAAGCAAACUGAUUUUUGUGAGUUUUGAAAAAACUGAAAAUAAAAAAAAUAAAAAAAAAUUUCUGCAA